AUGGGGGUUUCCCCUUCCCACUUCGUCCAGGAGCGAUGCGGGGGCGGGGGGGGCAGUGGCGAGGGGACUAGGCAAUCCACGGGCUCGAGGCGCCCCCCAGUGGUGUCUCCCGAGGGAGGGAGAGAGACAGAGACAGCCAGACACCGAAAGACUGAACUAGAGAGACAGGGACCGCGAUGGGAGAGAGCUAGGGUCCGAAAAAGGCAGAGACCGAGAGAGGCGGGCGGAGAAACGCAGUCAGAGACCGAGGGGGGCAGAGGCGAGCUGAAGCCCGGGAGAGACCUGACAGCGUGUCCCGCUGCCCGGGACGGGGCUCGGGCCCGGCGCCCACGGGACCAGCCGCCACUAGAGGGCACCUCGCGGGAGCGGCCGUCGGCCGGGCACCCCGGGGCCCGGCGCCCCCUCCCCGGCCCCGCCGCCCCGCGCCCCGGGCGGCCGAGCCCCCUCCCGGGGCGGGCCGGCUCUCUGCGGUCCCCGCCCCCGGCUGGCGCGCGGCCCGACCCGGCAGAGCGCUGUCCGGGACCCGAGGGAGGCCGAGCUCCAGGCGAAAACCCGCCCUCCAGCGAGCUCAUUUCCCUAAAAAGGGGGGGGGGGGAGGGAGGGAGGAGAGAAGGAAAGAGGGAAAGAAGGGAAAGGAGCGGAGAAGGCUGGAGGCUCAGGGAGAGAGCCGAGGAGCCGCGCAGGAGAGGGGGCGGGAGACAGGAAGGAGGGGGGCGAGGACAGGGAAGGGGGAGAGGUAGAGACGCGCGAGGGGGGGGUGGUGGGUAGCGCGGGGAGGGAGCGCGCGGGCGAGCGGAGGGGAGCGCCCUCCCCUCGCCGCCAGUCCUCCGCUUCCCCUCUCGCCGGCUCCCGCGUCCGGGCGCGACCCGCCGCCGCCACCGCGCCCGCCGCCACCGCCGCCGCCGCGCCCUCCAG
Molecule: messenger RNA, 915 nt
Organism: Leopardus geoffroyi (Geoffroy's cat)
Lineage: Eukaryota; Metazoa; Chordata; Mammalia; Carnivora; Felidae
Product: translation initiation factor IF-2-like
Exons: 1
Source: RefSeq, a predicted model, not a curated record